Xenia sp. Carnegie-2017 is the source of this 887-nucleotide messenger RNA. RefSeq lists its product as uncharacterized. Lineage: Eukaryota; Metazoa; Cnidaria; Anthozoa; Malacalcyonacea; Xeniidae. The record is from RefSeq and is a predicted model, not a curated record. The coding region runs from base 26 to 739 and encodes 237 amino acids. Gene Ontology annotation, molecular function: nucleic acid binding. The transcript has a single exon.
UGGUGGCAUAGAUGGGUAUUCUAGAAUGAUUGUCUUCUUAAGAGCAUCAACAAACAACCAAGCAUCUACUGUAAUGGAAUGCUUUAGGGAUGCUGUUAAUCAGUACAACUUACCUUCACGUGUGCGUACUGAUUUAGGGUUAGAGAAUAUUGAAGUUGCUCGAUUUAUGCUUCAAUAUCGUGGUCUGAAUAGAGGCAGCUGCAUAACAGGUACAUCUGUUCACAACCAGCGUAUUGAACGACUUUGGCGUGAAGUUAACUCAAUUGUGUGUAGUCGUUUUAUCAAUAUUUUUGCAUACCUUGAAACUCUAAUUCUAGACACUAAUAAUGAAAUUCAUUUGAUUGCAUUACAUUUGGUGUACAUCCCACUCAUUAACAAUGCACUGCAGAAAUUAAGUGAAUCGUGGAAUUGCCAUUCUUUGAGCACCGAGGGAAAUCUUAGCCCAAGGCAGCUUUGGGUACAAGGAAUUGUUGCUAAUCAAAAUAGUGAUUUUAGUGCUGUGACUAGCAUUCGAGAUGGGUUACAAAUAGAUUGGAAUGAGUAUGGAGUUGAAGAAGAUGGCCCAGUUUCAGAAUUGCAGUCAAAUUAUCGUGUUAGAGUGCCAUCUUCAACAGUAUGUUUAACAGAAAAUCAUGUUGAACACCUAAAUAAUAUUGCUCAGAGACUAAGGGGGGCAGGAGACCAAGAUGGACUGAUAGCUUUUUUAGUUGUAUUGGACAACAUUCAGCAACAUAGUUAGAUAUAUUUACUACUAAAAUGACUGAGCUGAUCAUAUCCAAUACAAGACUUUGUUAAGAAGCAUUUAAAAUGCAAUAGAUAUAGUAACUUUUAAGUUCAGCACUAAUAGUGUAAAAGUCAACAUACAAACAGUUUCAAAUCUAACAAAA